AUGGAAAAGGAAAUUUUAGAUGGUGCCACAACCUCGAAGAAAGAUCAAAUAUUAGAACGCCUGAACAAACGAAAUAAGGAGCGGCAAAAUUACUUGGAUGUAAAAUUAGAACAACGUCAUAAGGAGUGUUCAGAUGCAGAAGGCGCAGAUUACUUCUCACAGGCCUUUGCCGAUAAAGUGAAGGAAAUCGAGGCACGCAUAAAAAAUCUAAGCGAAACGUCGGCAAAGAAGAAUCAAGGCGAAAACUCAAGCAUUGAUUUAGCUCGACAUUUCACAGAAAUAACAAUGGAAAUACAGGAGUUGCAACGAUACCUCACCAAUUCAACAAUGUUUCUAACGGAUUUUAAGAUCAAGGCGUGUCAAAGUAUUGUUAAUGACCUAUCGCAGACAUGCGAAGAAGCAAGAAUUAAACUUUUGCCAAAAAAGAAAUUUGGAUUUAGUGGACGCAAAGUGACACCCAAACCAUCUCUGAAUCCCAAACUAGCCAAAUCGGACAAUGUAGAUGGUAUUGCAAACAACGAACACCUAAAUACUAUUACUGGUAGCAAAGUUAGCUGGACAUUGAGCAAUAAGGCUAAUGAGUAUAUUUGCCUCAAAGGCGAAGACGUUCACAGUAAAGAUAUAACUAUUGCAAAUUUGAAAAAUUGUUUCGUAGAACUGCAAGGGUCGGCCGGUUCAGUCCAAAUAUCUCACUGCACCAACAGUACUUUUCUUUGCGGCCCAAUUGCUCGGUCUUUGUUUGCUGAUUUUUGUACAAACAGCACACUAACUGUCGCGUGCCAGCAAAUGCGCCUACACUCGUCAGUACAAUGUCAAAUAUAUUUACACGUCACCUGUCGAGCCAUCAUUGAGGACUGCAAUAGAAUAGAAGUGGGCCCCUACAACUAUGACUAUUCCGGCAUUGACGAUGAUUUUAAUCAGGCAAACAUAAAGAAAGAUGUUAACAAUUAUGCAGAUAUAGCUGAUUUUAAUUGGCUGUCAUCUGAAGUUCCAUCUCCCAACUGGCAUUUGAUCAAGGAUUCCCAUUCCGUCAAUUGGAAUCAGAAACGACAAGAUUUUUUGUCGCGGGACGCAGACAAUGCCACAUUAUAG
Molecule: messenger RNA, 1092 nt
Organism: Musca vetustissima
Lineage: Eukaryota; Metazoa; Arthropoda; Insecta; Diptera; Muscidae
Gene: TBCC
Product: tubulin-specific chaperone C
Exons: 1
Coding region: 1-1092 (363 amino acids)
Biological process (GO): post-chaperonin tubulin folding pathway; tubulin complex assembly
Cellular component (GO): cytoplasm
Molecular function (GO): tubulin binding
Source: RefSeq, a predicted model, not a curated record